Paramecium sonneborni is the source of this 1074-nucleotide messenger RNA. NCBI's taxonomy places the organism in Eukaryota, Ciliophora, Oligohymenophorea, Peniculida, Parameciidae. The record is from the annotation of a GenBank genome assembly.
AUGGGAGUAACAUAAUCUAGUUAAAAUGAACAUUUAGAAAAGUAUUUGGGAUAAGACUUUCCAGAUGGAGAAAUUUUAAUUGGAUUUGAAAAUGUAUCAAUUAAUCAUAUAUUAGCCAAGUAAUAUAUGUUAUUCAAAUGUUAUAUUGUAAGCAUUGUAUUAUUGCAAAGACUUUAGAAAUGGCAUUUUAUAAUAUUAAAGCUUAAAUUAAAACAAUUUAUUAGAUUUGACUAAGUUAUUAUUCCUAUCAAUAUCAAACUAUAAAUAAAAGACAGGAGUAAUUUCGACUAAGAAAAUGAUGAAUUAUAUUAAAACAAAAAAUAAAAUUUUUGAUGGGAAAUAUCAUUAAGAUUCACAUGAAUUUUAUAUGUGGUUUAUUAAUGAAUGUGAAGAAUUAUUAAAGGAUAAAUAAAAUAAUUGGAUUCGAUAAAUAUUUUAAGGAUAGUAAUUAACAUAAAUAGAAUGUUUAAAUUGUCAUACAAGUAAUAUAAAAUAUUAAAGUUAGUUUCUUAAAGAGAAGAAAUGUAUUGUAAUUUGUCUUUAGAUUUAAUUCCUAAUUAUAGUUUGAAUACAUGUUUAUAAUAAAUGUCAAAAGAAGAACAAUUGACAGGUUAAAAUUAAUUCUUUUGUGAUAAAUGUUAAUCUAAAUAAGAUGCAUGUAAAAGGUAUUAAUAUUAAAAUAAAAAAAAGGUUAUUAUUGAAUACAUUACCAAAUGUGUUAGUGAUACAUCUAAAAAGAUUUAAAUAUGAUGAAAGAUAUGGUUAAAUGAUGAAAGUGUCAACAAAAAUACCAUUCUCAUAAUAAUUAAGAAUCAAAGCAUAAAAACAUACUAAAACAUAUGAAUUAACUACUAUAAUAAUUCAUUUAGGAUAAGGGAUAUUGUAUGGACAUUAUAUAUGUAUUACUAAAAUAUAAGGAAAAUGGUUUAAAUUUGAUGAUGAUAAAAUAUCUGUAAUUUAAAAUUAAAAUAUUCUUAGUUAUUUGUUGAUUAAGAUUUACAUUAUAUUUUUGGAAGAAGUUAUCCAACACAAACUUAAACAUGUGCAUAUAUGUUGUUUUAUAAUGCAUAAUGA